Molecule: messenger RNA, 1764 nt
Organism: Hyposmocoma kahamanoa
Lineage: Eukaryota; Metazoa; Arthropoda; Insecta; Lepidoptera; Cosmopterigidae
Exons: 1
Coding region: 1-1764 (587 amino acids)
Source: RefSeq, a predicted model, not a curated record
AUGGAGUUAGAUUUUAGUUUAUUUUUUACCAACACAUCUGUAGAGGAGCGUUUAGCAGAAAGUGCAGCGAAAAUAGCAUUUUACAACUUCGAGUGGAGAUUCAUAACGUUUGUGUUUUUAAAUACAACACUACUGUGCAGAGAAGAAGUCUUUGCUAAGUUUUAUAACAAGAGCAUGAUUGUAAGUCAGAGUGAAUAUGACACGCUCAGUGCCCAAUCUGCAAAGCAACAUGUGUUAUUUGUCACAGACAAUAAAAAUAUUGAAUUGAUUUUACAUUGGAUGCAGGAACGCGUAUUCGAUAACACCGGUAAACAUGUUAUCAUUUGUCUUUCGGAGAACAAAGAGGAUUGCAGCGAAUCUCAAGCUAUGCGCAUAUUUUGGAAUUAUAAAGUGACUAACGUUGUUUUUAUUCGGAGAGUCUUCAACGAAACGGGAAUUGUCGGUUACACGUACUAUCCGUUGGAAGACAAUCUUUGUGAUAUCAGUCCUCCGGUAAGAUUAUACAAUUUGGACACUUGUAUUGACGUUACUAGUAAAGAUAACUGCAAAAUGUUCCCACGAAAGCUAACCAAUCUUCAUGGAUGUACAUUGAUAGUGUCUACAUUUGAACAUCCGCCAUAUGUGUACUUGUACAAAAAUGAAUCAAUGUCAGGUAUAGUUGGAGAUAUGACGUGGCUUUUAGGAGAAAGACUAAACGCUACCUUCAAAAUAAUGACGCCUUAUAAAUCAAAUGGGUGGGGAGUGCGCCAACCUGACGGUUCUUGGGUUGGUUCCCUUGGAGACGUCUACCAUGAUUUAGCGAAUUUUUCUUCGUGUUUUACCGCACUUACGCACAACCGAUUUGAGAGUUUCGACAUGUCCACUUCGUACAAUUUCGUGCACUUUGUGUGGAUAACACGCCCUACUCAAUUCGAAUCGUCGUCGCUAAAGCUGCUGCGUCCGUUUCGUAUGGACACUCAUAUAGCUGUAGCUACAACGUAUACUCUUGUUAUUGGAUUAGCGCUCCUUACAAAAACAAAGUUUUGGACUGAAUUUAGUACUAAAAUUAACAUUAAUCGCUCGCAAAGCAGUGUGGUGUUUUACUCCUGGAUGCUAUUCCUGGGUUUACCAACAAAUGUAUUACCUAAAAAACGUACCCUAUUGGUCAUCGUGUACAUUUGGAUCUGGUAUACUUUUCUAAUCAGAACAAUUUACCAAGCGGCCUUGAUAAAUUCUCUGAAACAUAACGUGUAUCUCCCCAACUACGAUACGGUGGAAGCGGCGAACGAUGCAGGCUUUCGGUUCGGCGGAGGCGUUGCAAUUAAAGAAUAUUAUACAGACUCUCCUACUAUAUACAAUAAAUGGAUUGUUUUGGACGCAAAUAUGAUCGAUAUCACCACUGAAAAAAUUACAGAAGGAUACAAAUUUGUAGAAGCAAAUAAUUUUGAAAGUGUGAAAUUGUUCCGUCAGAAGUUCAAAAAUCGUAAGCUUCAUAUUCUACCUCAUUUCAUAGUUGUGAGUCCUACGGUGGUGUAUUUUAAGAAGUUUUCACCUCUCGUUGAACCUGUCAACCGUGUUCUAGAACGGCUAACAGAAGCUGGUUUCACGAAUAAAUUUUACAACGACUACACAAACCUUCCUACUAGCGAGGACCCUAAAACAAAUGAACCUAUAACUUUGGAACAUUUUAAAGGGUGUUAUAUUAUCCUUUUCACAGGAUGGAUCGUAUCAUUUGUGCUUUUUAUAUGUGAAAUUAUUUUUGGCCAUUGGAUGAAAAUAAAUUAG